AUGUCGGAGGUAAAAGACGCUCUCGCAGAUCUGCAGCAGAAUUGCGCGAGAGUCGAGGAUAUCGACGAGAUCCGAGCCUCCCAAACUGAGAGACAAAGCCAGAGCAGCACAGUACAGCACAGUCAACCGCCAGUACCGACGGAUACACAAAGAACGCAGCGCGAAGAAGAGGAGCAGCAUAGAAGUUCACCGCACGUAGUAUUCUCCAACUUAGGGAAUCAGCCGGCACACCGUGCCGACACCAUCGGCAACACGGAAUCAGCGCCGCUGUCACAGCCGACGACUCGGCGAAGCGGUGCCGACGAGCCGGCACGACAGCCGAACUCCGCGACACCGAGCUUCAUGCCAUUCACGCCGUAUUUGACUAGCACGCCGCGAGGACAAGCUCUUGUUACUCCAGCAACUAAUAUGCCGACAUCUGCUUCGUUUAUUACUGGUCUGGACGAUGGCCGCGUCAAGCUCAAGCCUAAUGAUUUCCCCAAAUUUGGAGGGAAAGACGAAGACAUUGACCGAUGGAUCGAGCAAGGAGACGCUAGUAAGUGGCUCACUACACUAUCUUACGCUGAACGCAGCCGCUUGGUUACCUGGCAAGACUGGCAAGACGCACUUCGUGCAGAAUACCGGAAAGCGAACUUCGAGACUCACAAGGAGGAAGAGCUGCGGCAGCGCAUGUGGUAUCGCAACGAAAGCUUCGCCGAAUACUAUACAGACCGACGAUCAUUACAACGUGAUAUGAUGCUCGGCAUCCCUCAAUCGAUGCAAACCCUCAUCAAGACGGCUACCGGGCAAGUUCUUAAUAAGAACUUGACAAUUACUGAAUGGAAGCGUUUAGUUAUCGAUGCAGAACCCGGUCUGAUCGCUCAAUAUGUCUCGGGGACCGAGACCCUUUUACAGAGGGGGGUACCAGUCGAAUACACCGUCGAAUUCCAAUCCUAA
Punctularia strigosozonata HHB-11173 SS5 is the source of this 936-nucleotide messenger RNA. RefSeq lists its product as uncharacterized. Bases 1 to 936 code for a protein of 311 amino acids. The transcript is spliced from 4 exons. NCBI's taxonomy places the organism in Eukaryota, Fungi, Basidiomycota, Agaricomycetes, Corticiales, Punctulariaceae. The record is from RefSeq and is a predicted model, not a curated record.